Messenger RNA from Aspergillus saccharolyticus JOP 1030-1, 1050 nucleotides. RefSeq lists its product as uncharacterized. The transcript has a single exon. The coding region runs from base 1 to 1050 and encodes 349 amino acids. Lineage: Eukaryota; Fungi; Ascomycota; Eurotiomycetes; Eurotiales; Aspergillaceae. The record is from RefSeq and is a predicted model, not a curated record.
AUGAGGGUGAGUAGAGGUCCAAGCGGCCUCACGCCGAAGGCGAGGGUUUUUUCGCAACGCCAGCAGCAGCAGCAGCAGCAAGAGCAGCAAGGCCAGGGGCAGACUCAGACUCUCCAGGCAAGGCGAAUGAGCCUUCAUACCCCGCCUGUUGCUGCGACGCCUUCUUCCUCUACGCUGCGCAAGUCCUACCCUACCGCUACUGUGUCAACCUCUCGCAGCAGGCUCUACGAAGGGACGAUCUCCUCGCGAUCCAAGAUGGUGGGAGCAGCGGCAGCAACAACGGCAGCAAGAAGGGCAUCACUAGCGCCGGCGCCGCUGCCAGCACAAGGGUCCAGAAGAGCCUCGGGCAUGACCCCAACUCCACCGAGAAGAGUACGAUGGACGGGCAAGUAUGAGAACCUGCGCGGUCAGGGCGACAGAGAGAAGCCGUCGUCGUCGCCGCCGCCGCCGCCGCCGCCGAAACCCACGAAGAAAGAACCGGUCGACCUGCGUGCGCAGGGCAGGGCUCCGAACCGGGAAUCUCCGAGGAAGAUCGAGCGAGGACCCCCAAUUCCACAACCACCAGCUCCGCCCAAGAUCCAAAUCACACGAGCCCCAAACUGUGGCAAAAGUCGUCAAAGCUCUGCCGUCAGGGCCAGCCUUACUGUCCCUGCUCCUGUCCCUGCCCCUCCAGAAAAGACAACAGCCGCAGCAACGGUAACAACACAGUCCCAAAACUCAACCCUAAGCCGCCACGCACAACCACAACCGCAAUCAGAAUCACAGCAAACCAACCUUUUAGAAGCAGACCCCACCCCCAAAGCACGACGCAAAAGCUUCACCCACACCCGCAUCCCCUCCCUGCCCUUCAUCGUGAAAGCCCUCCACCUCGACCGCCCCCGCCUCAUCGCCCGUGCCUCCUCCUUUACGCGGGUCUGGGAAGCCCAGCCCUCGGUGUACUGGCUCGGCCGCUUCGUAACCCUGACCAACGCGUUCCACUACGAGGACGCCUUCCAGCAGCCCGACGUGGCCACGGGGUUGGGAUGCUGUCGAGCUACUCGCGGCCGCUGA